UGACGCGGUGCUCACGUGACCAGGAGUCGACGUGUGCAGAAGUCCUUAUAGUCCAGGGCCUGUUUCCCUAUAACAGCUCCCUAUUGCUGGAGCGGGAGGAAAGUGCUCAGGAUCCUUUCAGGACUGUCAGUCUUUGGCCGCCAACAGACAUCAAGGUGAGGGGAACGGAAAGAAAGUCUGCUGUACUCGUGCAGGAUUAAUUUAUUCAAAAAGGAAAUAACAGAGAAACAACAUGCAAAAGUCUUGUGAAGAAAACGAAGGAAAACCACAGAACAUGCCAAAGGCCGAAGAAGUUGGCCCUGCCCCAGAAGUACCACGGGAGGCAGAAAACAAUCCUGAACCUGCCCAAGAAGUAAGCCUGGAGGCAGAAGGAAACCUGGGAGGAGGGCCAACUCAGCCUGGCUCCAGAUUUAAAGAGAACACUCCCAUCCGGCAUUUGGACCCUGAAGAAAUGAUAAGAGGGGUAGAUGAGUUGGAAAGGCUUAGGGAAGAGAUAAGAAGAGUAAGAAACAAGUUUGUGAUGAUGCAUUGGAAGCAAAGACAUUCACGCAGUCGUCCUUAUCCUGUGUGCUUUAGGCCUUGAAUUCUUUUUUUUUUUCUGUCUGAUACUGAAAUCUGGCCCCUGCUUUCCUUCUGUUAGCAUUUUCAUAUGUAUCUUUAAUAUUCAUUUUACCUUUAUUCAUCUGGUGGCAUUUUGUUUUAUAUAAUUUUCCUUUUACCAGCAUCUCAUUGGAUUUUGAUCCAAUUUCCAGCCUAUAUUCCAAUUGGGAAUUUCCACAAAUAUGCAUGGAAACACAUUUAUUACAUAUUGUAAAGUAAAACAUAACAGUACAAAAAUAUUUAAGUAUCUACUCACACAUACAGGAUAAAAUUCCAAAUGGUGUGUGUAUACACACAAACAUAUUAUCAAAACUUUAACUACUUGUUUCUGUGUGACGUGUUUUGUUUUACUUUUUGCUUAUGUGUAUUUUUUAAUGAAUCCCUGUAUCAAAAACACAAACAAGUAUUAGGGAUUUUUUUAUACAUAUAUGUAAGAGUCAGGUAAUUUUGCAACCAGCUUAUAUGGGCAAUAGGGGCAACCUAAUCUCUUGAAAGAAUUAUUAAAAAAAUGUAAACCUCAAUUUACUUCUGGAUCUCUUCUCCAGGGGAAUAAAACUGGCAUUUAUUACAAAUA
Molecule: messenger RNA, 1174 nt
Organism: Ochotona curzoniae (black-lipped pika)
Lineage: Eukaryota; Metazoa; Chordata; Mammalia; Lagomorpha; Ochotonidae
Gene: TCEAL8
Product: transcription elongation factor A like 8
Exons: 3
Coding region: 233-583 (116 amino acids)
Source: RefSeq, a predicted model, not a curated record